Thrips palmi is the source of this 2973-nucleotide messenger RNA. RefSeq lists its product as uncharacterized. The transcript has 14 exons. Gene Ontology annotation, cellular component: plasma membrane. Gene Ontology annotation, molecular function: protein binding. The record is from RefSeq and is a predicted model, not a curated record. Lineage: Eukaryota; Metazoa; Arthropoda; Insecta; Thysanoptera; Thripidae. Bases 1 to 2973 code for a protein of 990 amino acids.
AUGCGUGUUGUUGUCACUGCAUCCGUGGACCCGAUGCAUGUUGUUGUUGUUGGCCGCUGCCCCACGCCCGCCUGCCGCCUCUCCGAGUACUUCUGCGACAACGGCCGCUGCGUCCCGCUCAACCGCUACUGCGACGCGGCCAACGACUGCGGCGAUGCGUCGGACGAGCCCCGCGGCUGCACGCCGUGCAACCGGACGUACUACGGCACGGUGGGCAGGACCUACUCCCUGGAGCUGCACCGGCCCAAGGAGGACCGCCUGCCCUUCCUGUGCCACCUCACCUUCACGGCGGGCGGCGGCGAGCUCGGCGACCUGGUCCAGCUGACGUUCGAGUCGUUCACGGUGGGCCGCUUCACGUCCUUCACGACGGACGGCUGCCCGGACGGCUCCAUGGCCAUCAGCGAGUCGGGGCGGCCGACGGCGGGCGGCGCGUGGUGCGGGCCUGCCUGGGGCCCGGCCGUCUACUUCUCCGAGACGCGGUCGCUGCUCGUGACGGUCAAGCUGCAGCGCCUGCACAAGGACUCCUCCGGGUACAACUUCGACUUCCGGCUGGGCUACCGCCUGCUGCCGCGCGACAGGGCCGUGGUCCGCUACGGCGGCAAGCCGCCGCCGCCGCCGCUGCCGCCACACCUGUCGGGCAUCCCGCCGGCGCAGGGCCCCGGCAACCCCUGGUGGGGCAUGGGCGUGGGCGCGACCAACGGCGGAGGCGGCAGCGGCCGUCCGGACGAGCACUACCUGGGCGACCUGAUCGCGGGCACGUACUGCUCCAGGCUGUUCUCGGACUGCGACCGCAAGCCGUGCCGCCUGCAGUCGCCCAACUUCCCCGGCGUGUACCCGCGCAACCUGACGUGCUACUACGCGGUGCGGCAGCACGAGGUGCCGGCCGGCAUGCACGCGCUGGUGACCGUGUCGCAGCCCGACGGCCAGCUCACGGCCGUGCGCAGCACCGGGCCGGCGGGGGCGUCGUCGCGGUCCAGCGCCACGCGCGGCCCCACGCGCGGCCUGCGGGUGUGGCAAGAGUGCGACGAGGUGCAGGACUACGUGACGGUGUACGACGGCUACACGACGCGCGACCCGGUGCUGCUGCGCUUCUGCGGCGGCGGCGAGCCCGUGCCGCCUGUCACGUCGUCGGGCCCCGAGCUGCUCGUCGAGUUCUCCACGUCGGCCUUCGGUUGCCUGGAGCAGCCCGGGCCGCUGCAGCCUCUCCACGGCUUCCAGCUCGAGGUGCAGGUGCAGUUCGUGGACGCGCGCUCGCCGCAGUACUCCAAGGGCAAGCGCUGCGAGCUGUGGGUGCGCGGCGCGGGCCGCGGCCUGCUGGAGUCGCCGCGCCACUCGCUGCCCAGGAACGCCACGUGCCUGUUCCACCUGCAGGGCCCGCCCGCCCGGUUCCAGCCCGCGCCCUGGAGGUCCAACGCCGCCCUGCCGCCGCCCAGGUUCCGCGUCUGGCUGUCCGUGCUCAAGUUCCACGUGACCACGGGGCUGGACGCCUCGCCCACCACCCAGGUGCGGAUGGAGGAGAGCUGCGCGUCGCAGCUGCGCGUCUGGGACGGCUCCGCGCCCCUCAACUCGGACGGGUCGCCGGUGCCGUCGUCGCUGGGCAACACGUCGCUGCUGGCGCGCUACUGCAAGGACCGCGUGCCGCGGUCGUGCGACCACGGCCUGCUGACGGCGCCCAACCGGUCGGCGGCGCGCGGCCCGCGGCCGUGCUCGCUGGCCGAGAGCUUCCUGAGCUCGGGCGACGCGCUCACGCUGGAGCUGCGCACCGUCGAGUCCACGGCGCUGCGGCCCGUGUCGUUCCGCGCGCUCUACGAGUUCGUGGACCUGCACCAGGACGGCCUGCCGUACCCGGAGGCGCCGGGGCCGUGCUCGCGGCGCUUCAUCGUGCCGGGCAUGCUGCAGCCGCAGACCUUCCAGUCGCCCAGGGACGUGUUCCUGUUCGGCCGCGGCGGCGCCGCCAACCUCAGCUGCGUGUACCGCUUCGAGGCGCAGCCCGGCGAGCACGUCCGGCUCACGCUGACGCGGGUCAUGAUGGGCGGCCGGGCGUGCCGCACGCGCGAGGUGCCCGAGCUGCGGCGCCUCUACUGCGCCGGCGACAACUCCCUGACGGUGCGCGUGCUGGAGGAGGUGUGGCCCGGACGGCCGCUCAUCCCCAGGGACUGCCUGUGCUCCGGCGACCACAUGCCCUACACGUUCAUCUCCUCCUCGCCCGUGGUGGAGAUCCACUUCACGGCGCUCAACAUGGACGCGGCCGACGACUUCCGCAAGAUCAACAUGAUGGGCGCGUGGACGUCGGUGCGCCAGGACCCCUGCACGCGGCCGCGCCGCCUGGCCGGGCCGUCGGGGAGCAUCCAGCUGGGGCCGGGCAACGCCGUCCCCGCCGGCGCGGCCUCCACGCCGCACUCGUCGGAGCCGUGCGACGGCGUGCCCUGGCUGGUGGAGCCGGCCGCGGGCCGCUACCUGUACGUCACGGUGCGCGGCGUGGCCAUGCACCCCAACGACACCAAGACGUGCGCCACCAAGAACCGCGUCUCGCUGCACGCCGGCAGGAGGAGCCUCGUCGUGUGCCCCGAGCCCGCCUACGGCUACGCCCGCCAGAUCGAGGUGGUUUCGGAAGGCUGGGUGGUGGCGGGCGAGCCUCCGUUCACCGGCUCGGACGACGCGUCUCGCAGCGUGGCCAUCGAGUUCAUCGGCAACGACCCGGGCUCCUACUUGGUCAGCUGGCUCGAGCUGUCGCGCAGGCCGCUGGAGCCGCCGUCCGUGGGUGUGUCUCUGGAGGCGCUGGAGCUGUGCCGCCACCGCUGCCCCGAGCUGGACGCCUGCAUCAACGCGUCGCUGUGGUGCGACGGCACGUCCCACUGCCCGUCGGGCUACGACGAGGCCGCCACGCACUGCUGGGUGCUGCUGCAGCUGCCCGUGCUGCACCUGUUGGCCGGUAGCAGAGGAAAGAGGUCUCUAGAGUCUAGAGAGUCUUAG